AUGCCACCUCUGGCUCUCUCCUCAGGCGGCAGCCCCAAGGGGGAUGUGGACCCCUUCUACUAUGACUAUGAGACUGUCCGAAAUGGGGGCCUGAUCUUCGCGGGCUUGGCCUUCAUCGUGGGGCUCCUCAUCAUACUCAGCAGAAGAUUCCGCUGCGGGGGCAAUAAGCAGCGCAGGCAAGUCAAUGAAGACGACCUGUAACAGCAGAGUGAGCUGUGCCCACCCACGGCACUGGGGCUGGCUGGG
This is a messenger RNA of Propithecus coquereli (Coquerel's sifaka), 246 nucleotides long. RefSeq names its product FXYD domain containing ion transport regulator 2 (gene FXYD2). Bases 1 to 201 code for a protein of 66 amino acids. NCBI's taxonomy places the organism in Eukaryota, Metazoa, Chordata, Mammalia, Primates, Indriidae. Gene Ontology annotation, cellular component: membrane. The record is from RefSeq and is a predicted model, not a curated record. Gene Ontology annotation, molecular function: sodium channel regulator activity. The transcript has 5 exons. Gene Ontology annotation, biological process: monoatomic ion transport; regulation of sodium ion transmembrane transporter activity.